Molecule: messenger RNA, 1377 nt
Organism: Peronospora matthiolae
Lineage: Eukaryota; Oomycota; Peronosporomycetes; Peronosporales; Peronosporaceae
Source: the annotation of a GenBank genome assembly
AUGUCCACGGCUCUGCUGCUGCUGAUGCGGACGCUACGCGCUGCAGCACCAGGCGCUCGUCCCGUGCCUGCCGCGUCCACCCAGGUACUCUUCGCCUCCUCCUCCUCCUCCUCUUCUCCUGCUGCUAGUCGCCGCGCUCGUCGUGCACGUAGAGCCGCUUUUAUGACCGACUCUCCAGCCACAAUAGACCCUCGGACACCGCUCCUUGUCGCAGAUAUUGACCGCAUCUCACGGAACGGACUAGCGCAGCGCGUGGAGAUGCCAAAGGAAAUGCUGGACCGUCUGACGACCGUCGUGCGGAGGCGCACGCACUCGCAGCUUGAAACGCUGCGGCAGAAACACGUUGGUGACCGUCGAAAUACGCGCCAAGUGCCGCUGGACAUGAGCAAAACGCCCGUUGGCUGGACGAUGGACCAGACUCCACAGAUCCCUCCUUUUGCCUAUGGACCGAGUGAGACGUUGGCGUACUUGGCUUUUGAGAUUGAAGCCACGUUCGCGUGCACUCACGCGGUGUUCACAGAGCUGCAGAAGCGACUGCCAGAGUUUGCACCAAAGUCCGUCCUGGAUUUUGGAGCGGGUCCGGGUACAGCGUCGUGGGUGGCCAAGAGCUUUUACGGCCAAUGUCUGGACAAGUAUUGUGUCGUAGAGCCCAGUCAGUCCAUGGUGGACGCUGCUGAGGUCCUGCUGGAAGACUUUGCUGGAUUCAGUGUGCGUCGCAGCAUUGCAGACUUGUCACGAGAUAUUAACGCAGGCAAUAAGUACGACCUUAUUGUCGUAGGUUACGUCUUCUCUGACAUUACCAAUGACUUUGAGCGAGUGGCGACAAUGUCGGCGCUGUGGGAACUGCUUAGUGACAACGGGUGUCUUGUGGUCGUGGAUCGUGGUAGUCCGUGGGGAUCACACCACGUGCGAUCGGCCCGUCAGUUCGUGCUUGACUUUGUGGCCGAAGAGGAGAACGAGAAAGAAGGCGUACACAUUGUUGCACCUUGUCCGCAUCACUUUGAGUGUCCUGCAGCAGGAAAUACAUGGUGCCACUUUGUCCAGCGCUCCCCUGUCGUCAAUCGGCCACGGGAGGCCACUACUAAGCGUUGGCAUGGUCAGAAGGGCUCCAAGUUCUCGUAUGUGAUCCUGCAAAAGACUCGUAAAAGUAGCGAGGAGGCUGACGCUGCUGAGAAGAUGCCGUUUGCGCGCAUGCUUCGAAGUCCUCUGCUUGCCACUCGUCACGUGCACCUGGACUUGUGUACUCCGGAGGGAAAACUCAAGCGUCGCAGUGUUACGAAAGGCAAGGCUAUUCGCGAGGUGUAUCGCGCAUCGCGAAAGGCGCACUGGGGAGCGGUGUGGCCAGCUGACGAGACGAGUUACCUGAAGGAUAAGUAA